AUGAACGAAGAUAUUUUAAAAGCUCUAACAAACAGAGAAUUAAAAAAGACUAUUUUAGAAAAAGCACAAAAGGUUUUAUUAGAAAGGAAAAAUAUUAUAAAUGAAAAAAACACAAAUCUUCUUAAUGACGUAAAAACGGAUGAUAGCAUACCAUGUUGUAAUGAAAACCAUGGGGAAUACAAACUAGAAAAUGAAGAUAACAUAAGCUUAGAUGAUAAAAAUAUACAAUUUUUUAAUCUUCAAGAUUUUUCGUUGAGAUAUUCAAAAACGUGUAAAAUAAACAAUUUAAAUUAUGAAAGUAUUGAAUAUGAGCUUUUAGUGUCCUUUAUGAACACAUUCAACAAUAAAAUAAAAUUUCAUCUAAAACUAAAUAACAAUGAUAUGCAUGAAGAUAAAGAAAAUUGUAUAGUUCACAAGAUGGUGAAAAUAUUUAGUGAUAAACUUAUACUUUGUUGUACAAACCCUAUAAUUAUGUUCACGCAAAAUAAUGACAAUAAUAGUUUAUUUGACAAAGAAAUAAUUUCCCAAGUUAGCACGUUUUUUAAUCAAAUCGAAGAAUGUGAAGAUUUUGAGAACUUAUUUAAAAAUUGUCUAACUACAAUACUGGAAAAAAUUUUUAAUUUCAAACCCAAUGCUGACGAUAUGGCUACCUGGGUUUCCAGACAAGCUUUUGUGGAUCUUGUAAAAAUAAUAAUUGAAAAAAGUGCAAAAAGAAAUGAACAAUGUAUAAUAUAUACAGCCGAUAUAAUAAAAAAAAAUUACACAAAUUUAGGAUUUUUUCAAGUUGAUAAUGUUGUAGUUUUAAUCGAAAUAAUUCAAUAUGCGAUAAUUAAUUUAUCAGAACAUAAAUAUAAUGAGAAUUGUAUUUCAUUUGUAAAUGAAAAAUGGUUUGAGAGUCUCCAAGAUUUGAUGAUGACCCUAAAAAACUGCGAGUGGAAGAUAUUCCUAAAUCAACUAAUUGUUAUAGAAACAUUCCUUUGUGAUAAAAAAAGACAAAAUACAAAAAAAACUUUUAAUGAAUUACAUAAACAACAAAUUGAACUUUCAGCAAUUAAAAAUAGUUCGUAUUCCAAAUGGUUUAAAAUUGAAUUACCUCUUUCAAUGAGUCUAUUUAAAGGUGUUUAA
Messenger RNA from Plasmodium vinckei vinckei, 1125 nucleotides. RefSeq names its product conserved Plasmodium protein, unknown function. The record is from RefSeq and is a predicted model, not a curated record. The coding region runs from base 1 to 1125 and encodes 374 amino acids. Lineage: Eukaryota; Apicomplexa; Aconoidasida; Haemosporida; Plasmodiidae. The transcript has 9 exons.